AUGGCCCGCCAGCCUCCUAACCCACUCGUCGAGAAGUGCAAGGAAGUCCCUCACUUGGAGCACCUUGAGUUGCUCUUCUAUGAAGACGACCAGAAAGGCUUGCUUCGGCACAAGACGACUGGGGAGGUGGUCCGUCUACCAAACGCCUUUCUGGGACUCCACUUUAACGAGCAUGGCAUGGCCUAUCUGGAGAUUGAUGGGGCUGCGCCGAUGUGGGCAAGCAGCUUGCUGAAGCAUCAUUUGUUCGAGGAUGAACGGUCCUGCAAGUCGGAGGAGUUGCUGGAGAGGCUCUUCGUUGUCAGGAAGAGUCAGGCGGCCAAUGAUGGUCUUUCCCUGGAAUGGUUGCAGGACCAUCGUAGAUCCCACAGCCUUCUGUAUCCCCAGGACACGAUGCGUGGUGCUUUCGAGGAGAGACCUUUGACACUUCUGUGCUUCCAGUGGGUUCCUCAGCACGAGUGCCAGUGCUACUGGCUGCUUCGGGCAUUGACAAACGUGAAGAAGAAGGUUCUUCUCAAGAAGCUGCGUAAAUCCUGGAUCCCGGCUUUCAAUGCCCGCAAAGUGGCGGGCUCCACGGACCAUAAGACUCAGGGGCGUGACGACAUAGUUUGGCCCGAAAGCGCGGCCGUUCCCGAUGACAGGGACACGCGUCAAGGACAUGAUGCUUUCGUUUCUACCAGGUUCAUGGUCUUCCUCAUGGUCCUUCUCACGAAGCAUUACCGGCAUUGCAAGGAGUGGCUGAAGCUGGUCUUCGAGCAACUGCUGCCGAAACGUGUGAAGCUGCGUGUGAACAACAGCGCCCAAUCGGUGCGGGUUCGUCAUUGCCUUGUGGACCUCGGGGAGGUGACCCAGCGCUCUGCGUACAAGGAGCGAAUGCGGCACUGCAAAAGGCAGGUGCCUCUCAGGUUGCGACAAAAGCUGCGGCUGGAGGAGGUCCUUCAUGCACUCUGGCCCUUGAAGGACUUAAGAUGGCUGCUGUGGGACCUGAUAGAUGGGGUCUCUAGGGAGUUGGAGAUCGGGGUCCAUCUCUCUCAAUUUCACAAAGCGCCAGCAGACAAGGAUGCCUUUGUCCAAUCAGAGGCGGACAUGCGGGACCCUCUGGUCCGUCAGAAGAGAAUGGAGGCCGCUCUUGGCAAAGCCUGGAAUGCCAACAAAAGAAAGGGCAGCAAGGCCCCUCAAACGGAGGCGCAGCGGACACGGCUCCGCAUGCAGGCCGAGGCGGCCCGACGCUUCACAAAGACGCUGCAGAGGAAGAAAGAGCGGAGCAGGUACCUCCUUUCCGCACGACGGCUCUUCAACAACGCUCACUUCGUCCACGUGGGCUUGGACGGCGGAAGAGCUGGCGGACGCAAGCGCUGGCUGUACUGUGUGCUGGAUGCGGACACCGGGGUUUCUGCAUGGGCUCCUCCUCUGCGGUUCCAAGAUGGCGGGUACCGUCCCCCUGACUCUGAUAAAGGUCCCUCUGCUGCAGAGCAGAAGAGAUUGGAUGCCAGCAGCUUGCGGUUCCUCGACAGCUUGAAACUCAUAGAGGCCACUGCUCCCACAACGGCCCAGCCCGUAGUUGCCAAGCAGACCCGUGGUCCUUCCUAUGAGCAAGUGGUGGGCCUCGACCAGACGUUGAAGUGCAUGUUUCCUGCUUUGGAGGAGGGUCUUGGGUCCUUCUCGAAGCCAGCUGGGGACAGAGACUUGAGGCUCCUUCCUACCUUGGUCGUGACGUCGGAUGCUGGACCGGACCUUCAAAGUGCGUUGCAGUUUCUGCAAAAUGGUCUUUCUGUCCGCAUGGUCCAUCUAUGGGAGCCACGGCACAGAUUAGCGCGAGAGCUGGAGAACAGCAUCGCGCACACGGUCCAUCUGAAGUCCUCGCUGGGCGUCGCAGAGAUGAUCCUGAACUUUUCCCGUGGUCCAUGGUCUGGUCAUCGCUGGUUUCGGGUCCUCCAGGAGGAGUGCGUGGACUUUGUGUUGAUGUUGGAGGCAAGUGGAACGCCUGAGUCGUCGGCCCUUCUGCACUAUUUCCGACCCAGAAUUGCCCGUGACCUGGGCUGGAGUGAGGCGGAAACCACCAUGGAGCAGUGCCAGGCCCGUCUUCGAGAAUGUCGGUUCCUUCAUGCGCGAGGUCCUUCCACCACAUCCCGGUGGGACAACUUCCACCAAGGAUGGAAGUCCCUUCGUCCGGAAUUGUCCCUCCUCAGCCUGUUGCUCAUCUCCUAUGGUGUGAAAAUGGGUUUCUUGGGAGGGAAGAUGAGCCAGACACGGAACCCCCGUCCAUCCAUAGAGGCCCCCGAGGAGGACCAGGCGGGGACGAUGAAGGGGGAGACUCGACAGAAGCUCUGGGCACGCUGCUCGAACAAGCUGCACUGUGUUUGCAUGGCCCUUGUUAACGAGGGCCUUCGCUUCGACCUGGAUGCAUGGUUCUUCCUGUCGCUUCCACAGUCUGAGGCCCUUCACACGCUCCGAACAGAACUGCAGAGCGGUCCCUGUGGAGCUUUCAAGGCUCAGAUGUCGGAAUCAGAAGGCGCGGCGCUGGACAUUUGCAACCGCAUCCUGGAGCAGAUGAACUCACCUGACGUGUGGUCCUUCCUUGGCCUGUGGUCUGGAGGUCAGCUGCUGGGAGGGUUCGCUCGCCAGAUGGACCUGGCCCAUCCUGAAGUCCGGCGCCAGUCGGCCCUGAGAAAGAGAAUGCUAGACAUGAUGCUAGCCCUUCUGCAGCAGAAGCUUCUCUACGCUUCGGUUCCUCUGUUUUCAUAUCCUCAGCGACUGGUCCUUCUCGCGUCCCCAUGUGAGGCCACAGCCAACGCAGCAUUGGUUCAUCUGUCCGAGUCAUGGCGGAGCGCGAUGUUGACCAUGGGCCUUCUCGUGCGACACAAGUCUUGGAGCAAGCCGAGAUUGAGCAUGGGCGCCUGGCCGAGCAAUGCCGGCGUCUUGACCAUGGAGGUCCAUCAGACUGCACAUGGUGGCUGGCAGGUCCUUCCUGUGACCGCCGAGAGGCUUCAUUGGGUGCAGGUGUGUAUAUUCGAUGAGUGGUCCGUCCAGCCUGCCUCGGCGAUAAGUCCUUUGGAACAUUCGGUCCGAACAAAGGACACAUCCGAGCACGAGGUCCCUCUUUUGUGGCCAAGUGGGUCUGAGAAAGACAUUCUGGAGUAUUGCGCCGAGAGGCGGUUCCCGAAUGUAUCGAUGACGGUCCUGAAACUGCUGUUGAAGGAGGAGUUCGGGCAGGACAUGGGUUCCUCGGAUGAGUCUUUGGUGGGGGACCUUCUCCUGUCAGGAAUCAAAUGCGUGUUGGGUCCAUCCGAUGAGAAAGCGGCGGAUGCGCUGGAGCUCGCAUUGCAUGAGCGUGAAAAAGACGAUGCAGAGCUUUUGGACCUUCUCCAGAACCCCCUGUUCAACGAGGUCCUUCAGUCAAAGCAGGACCAACAAAAACUGGAGCAGGCAAUCAAGGAAGCCCAGGCCAGUCAGAGGCAGGUCCUCUCAAUCACAAGGUCCAUCCAGCGGCUGCGGCCUGCUGGGAAGAAGAAGGUCAAGCGCAAGGCUGUCCGGUUCCCGGGAGAUGAAGCAUGGCCUGCUGAGGUUCUUCAGCGUUUCGCACCUGCCGAGUACCGCAUGUACAGGGACGAGUUCAACAAAUGCAUCAGGGCCUUCCAUAAAAGCUACAAUUGGAGUCUAUCGAGGUCGUGGGGCAGAUGUGGCAAAGAAAGCGUUCCAGCACGGUUGGUGCUUCGCGGCGUAUGGACACGCCAUGAGGCACUUCAUCCGAACGACCCCUGCCCCUGGGACUUUCUUGAUGAUUGA
Molecule: messenger RNA, 3783 nt
Organism: Symbiodinium natans
Lineage: Eukaryota; Dinophyceae; Suessiales; Symbiodiniaceae
Source: the annotation of a GenBank genome assembly